Messenger RNA from Soboliphyme baturini, 186 nucleotides. The record is from the annotation of a GenBank genome assembly. NCBI's taxonomy places the organism in Eukaryota, Metazoa, Nematoda, Enoplea, Dioctophymatida, Soboliphymatidae.
AUGCGGCACAAGUUUCUCAUCUGCUGCACGAUGCUGUUGUGUUUCACGCUUAUGCCAACGAUGUGGUACCUGUGGAUCGAUUGCGGCGUAGCGAAUGCGAAUUUCUAUUUCGGCGUAACACUCGGAUAUUCCAUUUCGCUGGUAGCUUUACUUCUUGUUGUUGCGUCUUCAAAUGAUUAUUGUUAG